AUGGAAUCGGAGAAGCUCUUCCGCUCGCGAGUCGAUGUCGCUGCUGAACUGCGUGAGGUCGACAAGGCUCUGGCAGAGCUGACUGCGCGAAAGGGGCAUCUCGAGUCGCGCUUGUCCUCCAUCGGUGUCCGCGAGGCCGAGCUCAAGACCUCGGUUGCAGCCCUGGAUGCCAAGCUCAAGUCGAUCGGCGAUGUCUCGGAGGGCUUCGAGCAUCGGGUCAAGUCGAUCAAGGGCGCGCCGGUGGCGGGCGACGAUCCGCUGGCUUCGCCACCUGGGCGGAGUGGCGGCGCAGUGUUUGCGCGCGCGUCGUCAGCCGAGCCGACGCCCGGCGUCUCGUCGUAUGAUGCCGAGACGGGCACCUUGCGGGUGCUGUCGCCGCUGGGCCUGGCGCGCGACGGGCGGGCAACCAGCGGCAUCGACAUGUGCACGCGGACGUUCUACGGGCACUCGGCGUCUGUGGCGGCAGUGUGCUACGAGCCUGUGCGCGGCAAAGUGUUCUCGGGCUCAUCGGACGCAACGGUUCGGAUGUGGAACAUCGACUCGGGCGUGUGCGAGCGGUCGUUUCUCGGGCACACGGGAUGGGUGCGGGCACUGCAGGCUUCGGGCGAGGUGGUGGUUUCGGGCUCGGGCGACAAGACGGUGCGGGUGUUUGAGCUGACAACAGGCGUGCAGAAGCUGCUCCUCGCCGGGCACAACGGCUCGGUCUCGUCGCUCCAGUUUGAGGGCUCAACGCUGGUCACGGGUUCGCUUGACAAGACGGCGCGGGUGUGGGACAUGGAAGCUGGGGCCGAGGUGCUUGCGCUUCGUGGCCACGACUCGUACAUUGCCGAUCUCCAGUUCUGGCAGUACGGGCUGGCGACAGCGUCAGGCGACGCCACCAUCAAGUUCUGGGACAUCCGAACUGGCGAGUGCCACCGGACGCUGACCGGGCACGCCGGCGGAGUGCUUACGCUCGGCUUUGAUGCCUCGUAUUUGUACACGGGCGGGACGGAUAAGGUGCUUGCGGCGUGGGAUCUGCGGAUGGGGUCGAUGGCGGCUUCUGUGGCGCUGCCGGGCGGGGUGCAGAGCCUAGCGUUUGCCGGGCAGACGCUUGUGGCUGCAGCCGGCUCGCCAGUCGUCCAUGUCUUUGACCGCGAGUCGUUGACUGAGACGGGGCUGCUCCGCGGGCAUGUGAACACGGUCAAGUCGCUGCACAUGGGAGCAGGCGGGCUUGUGGUGUCUGGCGGGGCCGACGCCAACGUCAAGACCUGGCAGGUGUGACCAGGCAGGUGACGGCAUUUACUCGUUCUUGCCACGGCGGGCCUUGCGCUGCGGGCGGCGGCGGGCAACCUUGGGCUUGGCAAAGGUAACCUUCUCCUCCUUGGCCGGGGGUGGAUGGUGGUGUGGAUAAAUUCGGCGUCGAUGUCGGCGGCCUCAGAGA
Thecamonas trahens ATCC 50062 is the source of this 1420-nucleotide messenger RNA. RefSeq names its product WD40 repeat protein. The record is from RefSeq and is a predicted model, not a curated record. Gene Ontology annotation, molecular function: protein binding. The transcript is spliced from 2 exons. Lineage: Eukaryota; Apusomonadida; Apusomonadidae. The coding region runs from base 1 to 1260 and encodes 419 amino acids.